This is a messenger RNA of Trichoderma reesei QM6a, 1824 nucleotides long. RefSeq names its product N-terminal binuclear Zn cluster-containing protein. The record is from RefSeq and is a predicted model, not a curated record. The annotation marks the transcript as partial. The transcript has 3 exons. Gene Ontology annotation, biological process: DNA-templated transcription; positive regulation of transcription from RNA polymerase II promoter by galactose. Gene Ontology annotation, cellular component: nucleus. Lineage: Eukaryota; Fungi; Ascomycota; Sordariomycetes; Hypocreales; Hypocreaceae. Gene Ontology annotation, molecular function: RNA polymerase II cis-regulatory region sequence-specific DNA binding; DNA-binding transcription factor activity, RNA polymerase II-specific; zinc ion binding.
CAUGCCUGCCUCGAGUGUCAACGCCGCAAGAUCCGCUGCGACGGCAAGCAGCCCUGCGGCCGGUGCCAGUCCAGCCGCUCCCGGAGGCGGUGCGUGUAUGAGCAGCAUCGCCAGCGUCUCGUUCCGUCCAGGAAAUCACUGGAAGAGCUGUCACGGAAUCUCGAAGAGUGCCGCUCCGUGCUGCGGCGUCUCUUUCCCAACCAUCAAGUCUCCCACUUGCUAUCCUUAUCACGCCAGGAGCUCUGCAGCCUCCUAGAUCAGCCGGCACAGCAAAGGACUGUUGACCUGUCGCCGGUCCCACCCUCGCCCAAGGAUGAUCAGCAGCACCCAACGGAGCUCGAGCAGAUGCCCGCGCAGAACUCUCAGUGGGACGAGGAACGAAGAGACCGGGACCCGUUGCCGGCCGAAGCUGACGAUGUAAACGCCCUGUCCCUCGCCAUGGACAAACAGGCUUCUUCCUAUCUCGGUGCCUCGUCCGUCAAAGUCGCCUUGACCGUCAUGCUUCAGAUCCAGCCCCAGCUUCAGCUAUUGCUCGCGUCACAGCCGUCUGCUGAUUCUUCUAGUGACGACAACACCCGCAGCAAGGUUCCUCUUAUCCGUGCAGCUUCCAGAUCCGCCAAGAAGCAGUUUCCUAUCCCCUGGACAUACAAGGGGCAAGCUCUUGUCGAUGCCUACUUCAAACGCGUCCACGUCCUCACCCCCUUACUGGAUGAGGCCUCGUUCCGAAAACAUUACAGCGAGGGUCGGCGGUGCGAUGCUCCCUGGCUCUCCCUGCUCAACAUGGUCUUUGCCACGAGCAGCAUCAUGUCAACGCCAUCGAGCAACUUGAGCCAUAUCAAGUACUACAACCAAGCCAUAGAGCACAUCCAUCUCAGUGCAUUUGGGAGCAGCCACAUCGAGACCAUCCAUGCCCUGGGGCUUCUUGGAGGCUACUAUCUGCACUACAUCAACCGCCCAAACAUGGCCAACGCCAUUAUCGGCGCCGUCCUCAGAAUGGCCACUGCUCUCGGUCUGCAUCGAGAACCGCCACCGGAGGAGCCACAGUCUGAUCCUGCGGUCGUUGAGUCGCGGAGGCGCACUUGGUGGACCUUGUUCUGCCUCGACACUUGGGGCACCACAACUCUUGGGCGCCCUUCGUUUGGGCGAUGGGGGCCGGCGAUCAAUAUCCAACCCCCUAAACUUGUUACGGAGAAUGUAGAAUACGACUCUGCCCAAUUCGGGGGCAUCAUGCCUUUGCUCGAAAACAUAAAGUUCUGCAAAAUUGCGACCAAAAUUCAAGACAUGCUCGCAGUCAGUCCUCUUCUCGAGUCAGAAGAUCGACAUCAUCUUGAUAGCCUUCUUGUCGACUGGCACAACAACCUCCCCUGGCUUCUUCGAUCUACGGAACCCUGCGUAGAGUCACUCCAUCUAUCUCGAAGCGUCAUGACAUGGCGGUACUGGAAUCUACGCAUGCUUCUCUACCGCCCUGUUCUUCUGACGCUGGCCAGCAAAGGCCAGUUGCCCAUCUCGGAGCAAGAUGUGGCCGCCGUGAAGAAUUGCCAGGAGGCCGCACGAGAGACGGUGGACAGCGUCUCAAAAGGGUGGAUGCGCCAGCAAAUGUCCGGAUGGAAUGCCGUGUGGUUUCUGUAUCAAGCAGCCAUGAUACCGCUGGUCAGCAUCUUAUGGCAGCCCGAUAACCCCGCCGUUGUCGACUGGCGGGCCCAGGUUGAGUCGACGCUGGAGCUGUUCGAGGCCAUGAAGGAUUGGUCUCUCACAGCACGCCGUAGCCGGGAUGUCGUCAGCCGCUUGCUCGAGGCCAGUUCCAAGAUUUCCAACACGAGACAA